CACCAGAACGGCGGUGGCGCGCCGCCGCCGCCCUCCUCCUGGAAGAACAGCUACGUACCGGCCUACAGCAAUGGCAAGAGCAAUGGACAGCCGCUGGAGCCGCUGGCCGUCCAGCCGAAGACGGACGUGACGCAGACGCAGGAGCGUGGCCAGUGGGCCUCCAAGUGGGAGUUCAUCUUCUCCUGCAUUGGCCUGUCGGUCGGCAUCGGCAACGUGUGGCGCUUCCCCUACCUCGCCUACGAGAACGGCGGCGGAGCGUUCCUGAUUCCGUACGUCAUCAUCCUGUUCCUGGUGGGGAAGCCGAUGUACCUGAUGGAGACGGCCAUCGGCCAGUACAGCCAGCUGGGGCCCGUCUCCAUGUGGAAGAUGGCGCCCGUCAUGAAAGGCGUGGGAGCGGCCAUGGUCGUGAUGUCGGUGAUCGUCGCCAUCUACUACAACGUCAUCAUGGCAUACACGCUGUUCUUCACGUUCGCCUCAUUCCAGUCUGGCGCCGCGCCCUGGAGCGAGUGUCAUGAUUGGUUCGCUGACGACAACUGUUUCGUGCGUAACUCUUCCUUCCCGGCAUGCAAGUACCUAGUAUUGCAGAACAUCACCAACUUCACAGCCGGCGUCACCUGCCACACCAAGACCGAGCUGGCCUCCGAACAGUACUUCAAAAACUACGUGUUGCGUGUGACGGACGUCGGCCUGGAGACGCCGGGCGUCAUUGGCGACAUCAACUGGCAGCUGGCGCUGUGCCUGCUGCUCUCAUGGAUCAUCGUCUUCCUCUGUCUGAUGAAGGGCGUCAAGAGCUCGGGCAAGGUGGUGUACGUGACAGCCACACUGCCCUACAUCUUCCUGAUCGCCAUCCUGGCGUACGGCUGCACGCUGCCCGGCGCCAUCGAAGGCGUCAAGUUCUUCUUCAUCCCCGAGUGGGAGAAGCUCAAGGACAUCAACGUAUGGCAGAAGGCGGCUGAGCAGAUGUUCUUCUCGCUGAGCGUGUCCUGGGGAGGCAUCAUCAUGUUCGGCUCCUACAACAAGUUCAACAACAAGGUGCACAUCGACGCCAUGCUGAUCACCUCGCUGGACUUCAUCACCUCCAUCAUCGCGAGUGUGGCCGUCUUCAGCAUCAUGGGCUCAAUGGCCCAGUCUGCAGGAGUCAAGGUGGACCAGGUGGUCAAGUCAGGCCAGGGCCUGGCCUUCAUCGCUUUCCCAGAGGCCAUCGGCGCAGUGCCCGGCUGGCAGAUUUGGUCCGUCCUCUUCUUCAUCAUGCUCUUCACCCUCGGGCUCGACACGGAGUUUGCCCUGCUGGAGACGGUGACUACUGCCGUCUACGACGCGUUUCCGUCCACAAGAAAGAGCAAGGCGCUCGUCACCCUCAUCGCCUCCAGCUCCUGCUUCUUGAUGGGGCUGCCGUGCGUCUCCCAGGCGGGCCCGUACAUCCUGCACCUGAUGGACAACUUCGGCGGCCUGGGCGUCAUGGUGAUCGCCGUGUUCGAGCUGGUCGGCAUCAUGUGGGUGUACGGCGUGCGGCGCUUCGCCGACAACCUCCAGUUCAUGGUCGGCUUCCGACCCAGCAUCUUCUGGAAGGUCUGCUGGGCGUUUGUGUCGCCCGUGAUGCUGGCGUCCAUUUUCGCGUACUCCAUGUACGAAUAUAAGCCGCCCACGUACGGCGACUACGAGUUCCCAGAGUGGGCCAUUUACGUCGGCUGGGGCCUGGUCGGCGUCUCCCUGGUGCAGAUACCGCUCUGGGCACUGUGCACCAUGCUCUACUACCUCUGCAGAUGGAGGCCGAAGCAGGCGUUCCAGCCGCUACCCAGCUGGGGGCCCGGCGACAGGGAGGCGCGCAGCAGACUGCUGGCGCUCCAGCACCAGAUGCACCAACGGGACCGGCUGCGUGGCCUCGACAACCACGCCAUGGAGCUGGAGCGAGUAUAGGCCCGCUGCGGCAUGCGCCGAACGUCCUAGGUGCUGUGCAUAGGUGGCGC
Messenger RNA from Pollicipes pollicipes, 1967 nucleotides. Its product is annotated as sodium- and chloride-dependent glycine transporter 2. Gene Ontology annotation, biological process: sodium ion transmembrane transport; nitrogen compound transport; amino acid import across plasma membrane. The transcript has 12 exons. Gene Ontology annotation, cellular component: plasma membrane. The record is from RefSeq and is a predicted model, not a curated record. Lineage: Eukaryota; Metazoa; Arthropoda; Thecostraca; Pollicipedomorpha; Pollicipedidae. Gene Ontology annotation, molecular function: amino acid:sodium symporter activity; glycine transmembrane transporter activity. The annotation marks the transcript as partial.